AUUUCAACCCCCAUUUUUCUUUCUCACACUCUCACUCACUCAUCAACAAAAUAAAAAUAAACAAAUACAGUUUAAAUUAUACAUAUACACACACACACACAAAUAGAUACAGAUGGCAGGCACAUCGCUUGCAGGAUUACAAGAUCAUUUGAAAUUAGCAAGAGAAUAUGCGAUUGAAGGCUUGUAUGAUACUUCCGUUAUCUUCUUUGACGGUGCCAUCGCUCAGAUCAACAAGCAUCUGAGCUCCCUUGACGAUCCUCUUGCUCGUUCAAAGUGGAUGAAUGUAAAAAAAGCUCUGACAGAGGAAACAGAAGUUGUAAAGCAAUUGGAUUCUGAGAAGAGGUCUUUUAAGGAUAGUUCUGUGGGUAGAAGGCCGUCUUCGCCUCCUAUAUCCACAAAUAAAUCAUCAUUUGUUUUUGAACCGUUGGAUGAGUACCCAACCUCAUCCCGUGCUCAAAUGGAUGAUCCUGAUGUGUGGAGGCCACCUAGUCGAGAUACUUCAAAUAGAAGAUCUGCAAGAGGAGCAGGAGUAGGUACGAGGAAAUCAGCACAAGAUGGAGCAUGGGCUCGGGGUUCUACUACCAGUACUAGAGGUGGAGCUACUGCCCGUGGAGGAAAAGCUGGUGCUUCUAGCAAGGUUAAUACGGGAGUUCGAGCAUCAACUAAUGGGAAAAAAGGCACUGGUUCAGGGAAGCCAAGCUCUGCUAAAGAUGAAUCUGGGAGUGGAGAUGCCGAAGAGCAUACAUCAAAACGUGGGCAGUAUGAGGGUCCUGAUCAUGACUUGGCUGCAAUGCUUGAAAGGGAUGUUUUAGAGAAUACUCCUGGAGUGAGAUUUGAUGACGUUGCAGGCCUUACUGAAGCAAAAAGACUUCUAGAGGAAGCAGUGGUUUUACCUUUAUUGAUGCCUGAAUAUUUCCAGGGAAUCAGGAGACCAUGGAAAGGUGUUCUUAUGUUUGGUCCACCUGGUACUGGUAAAACACUACUGGCUAAAGCAGUUGCUACCGAGUGUGGCACCACAUUUUUUAAUGUCUCUUCUGCUACACUGGCAUCAAAAUGGCGGGGAGAAAGUGAGCGCAUGGUUCGAUGCUUGUUUGACCUGGCCAGAGCUUAUGCUCCAAGUACAAUUUUCAUUGAUGAGAUUGAUUCUCUUUGUACUUCUCGAGGGGCUUCAGGAGAACACGAGUCUUCCCGAAGGGUUAAAUCUGAACUUCUAGUUCAGGUAGAUGGUGCAAACAGCUCAGACACUAAUGAAGACGGUAGUCGUAAAAUUGUAAUGGUUUUGGCGGCUACUAAUUUUCCAUGGGAUAUAGAUGAAGCACUAAGGCGGCGUUUGGAAAAGCGUAUAUAUAUUCCAUUGCCAAAUUUUGAGAGCAGAAAGGAGCUUAUAAAGAUUAAUUUAAAGACUGUUGAGGUAGCUGCUGAUGUGGACAUCAGUGAUGUAGCUCGCCGAACAGAGGGAUACAGUGGUGAUGAUUUAACGAAUGUAUGCCGAGACGCUUCUUUGAAUGGAAUGCGACGUAAAAUAGCAGGAAAGACCCGUGAAGAAAUUAAAAACAUGCCUAAAGAUGAAAUUGCAAAAGAUCCAAUUGCCAUGUGUGACUUUGAAGAAGCCAUCAAAAGAGUCCAACCUAGUGUUGCUGCCGCUGAUAUUGAACGCCACGAAAAAUGGUUUUCAGAAUUCGGAUCUGCAUAAAUACCCGGAUCAAGUUAUGAUUAACUAUAUGGGUGGCCACGUGUUGUUUAUGCUGUGUUACAUGUUCAUUAUUGACCAGCACUUGCCGACUUGGUGUUACAUAGUGUACAACUAAUUGAUUUCAUAUGUAUCAAUUCUGAACAUUAAUAUUGUUUUGGAUGGAAAAAAACAGGGCAAGGGAAUUCGGUCAUGUAUUUUGUUUUUGUUUAUUUGUGUGUUCGGAAUCAUGGACUGCUUAAUGCAA
Molecule: messenger RNA, 1937 nt
Organism: Erigeron canadensis
Lineage: Eukaryota; Viridiplantae; Streptophyta; Magnoliopsida; Asterales; Asteraceae
Product: katanin p60 ATPase-containing subunit A1
Exons: 7
Coding region: 113-1693 (526 amino acids)
Biological process (GO): microtubule severing
Cellular component (GO): microtubule cytoskeleton
Molecular function (GO): ATP hydrolysis activity; ATP binding; microtubule severing ATPase activity
Source: RefSeq, a predicted model, not a curated record